Molecule: messenger RNA, 870 nt
Organism: Epithele typhae
Lineage: Eukaryota; Fungi; Basidiomycota; Agaricomycetes; Polyporales; Epitheliaceae
Product: kinase-like domain-containing protein
Exons: 2
Biological process (GO): autophagosome organization; autophagy; peptidyl-serine phosphorylation
Cellular component (GO): cytoplasm; autophagosome
Molecular function (GO): protein serine/threonine kinase activity; ATP binding
Source: RefSeq, a predicted model, not a curated record
AUGCCAUCCAACGCGGCGGAUCGUAUCCCCAGUCUUACGGGCAAGAUCAUCGGCGAUGGGUACCAGCUCCUAGAGCUCCUUGGCUCUGGCGCAUACGGUGUCGUCUACAAAGCCAUCCUCCUCAAAACGGCCCGAUCUCGCCGCCCAGUCUACCGCGCCAUCAAGGCAAUGCCCAAGGCCGGGCUCAGGAAGUUCGAGCUGGCUUCCAUCUGCCAGGAGAUCCACUUCCACAUCACUUGCGCUGAGCAACCGGGCGUGGUCACCAUCUACGACGUUUACGACACCGACAACUACUUCUACCUCGUCCUCGAGCUCUGCGACGGGGGCGACCUUUUCUCCCGCAUCUGUGAAGUUCAUAUGUACGAGGACAACGAGGCCCUCGUCCGGACCGCGUUCCUUUCCCUCGUCGAUGCCGUCAUUGAGAUGCACGCGACUGGAAUCGCGCAUCGGGAUCUCAAGCCGGAAAAUAUCCUUGUCAACGACGACGGCUCGCGCCUUUUCCUCUCCGACUUCGGUCUUGCAAGCGAUGAGGCACGGGUGGACAUCUACGGCUGGGGAACUGGCAUCUACAUGAGUCCUGAGGCUUCCGGUAAAAUCAUCGGGAAGGUUCCCUACUGCCCUCGCACGAGCGACAUUUGGGCACUCGGCAUCAUCCUCAUCAACAUGAUCUCCGGCCGGAACCCUUGGACGCGUCCCAAGGGCAGCGACCCGCUCUUUGCGGCCUUCCUCGACGACCCGCAGUACCUCUACGACUCGCUCCCGAUCUCACGCCACGUCGCGCACACCCUCCGCCGCACCCUCGCCAUCGACCCCCGCCGCCGCAUCAGGCUCGCCGACCUCCGCCGCGAGAUCGCCGACGCGCCGACGCUC